Rotaria sp. Silwood1 is the source of this 762-nucleotide messenger RNA. NCBI's taxonomy places the organism in Eukaryota, Metazoa, Rotifera, Eurotatoria, Philodinida, Philodinidae. The record is from the annotation of a GenBank genome assembly.
AUGACAGAUGAAACAGUAACAUCAAGUAACAUUCGAUCGGAUUUGGUUGAUACAGCAAUUGGUUUUUUAAAAAAUCCAAAAGUUGCUGGUGAAUCAAUAGAUAAAAAACGUGAUUUUUUAAAAAAGAAGGGACUUACUGAUAAUGAAAUUGAUUAUGCAUUCAAAAUCAUACCACAACAACAAGAAAUGCCUAAAGAAAUUGUUCCUCAUCCUCAACCAUCAUUUCUUCGCCGAUUUUUGUCUGAUUUAAUCUUAGCUGGUAUUCUUGGAUAUGCAUUAAAAAUUAUCAAACGUUGGUUUCAAUCAAAACAAUCAAUAAAACCCAAUGAAUUAGAUGAAACAAUUAAAAGUCUUCAAAAAACCGUACAAGAUAUGCAAGCAAGUGUUAUUAAACUUGAACAAGCAGCUAAUGAAUUUCAUUCAGCAACGAAUUUAUCAACUAGCAAUGGAUUACCAUUUUCAUCACCAUUAGAAGAAAUCAAACGUGAAAUUCAAACGUUAAAAGGUCUAUAUUUAAGUCGUUCUCAAUUCCCAUCGAUUCCACAAGUAACUCCUAAAAUUCCAUCAUGGCAAUUAGAUACUGCAGAAAAAUUAAAAGCUCGUACAUCACCAGUUACUGAUGAAACGAAUUCUAAAAGAACGAAUGAUGAUAAUAAAGAGGAUGGUGAUAGUAUUAUUUUAGUUUCGGAAAAUGAAAAAAAAAGUGAUGAUGAACAUCGUCUAUCGCUUAGUCCAUCAUCAGAAUCAUCAAAUGAUGCAUAA